This is a messenger RNA of Penicillium odoratum, 1233 nucleotides long. RefSeq names its product iron-containing alcohol dehydrogenase. The coding region runs from base 1 to 1233 and encodes 410 amino acids. The record is from RefSeq and is a predicted model, not a curated record. The transcript is spliced from 2 exons. Gene Ontology annotation, molecular function: metal ion binding; alcohol dehydrogenase (NAD+) activity. NCBI's taxonomy places the organism in Eukaryota, Fungi, Ascomycota, Eurotiomycetes, Eurotiales, Aspergillaceae. Gene Ontology annotation, cellular component: mitochondrion.
AUGAGCUACCACGACCCUCGCAAUGUUCUCGAUGGCGGAAAUGGAAAUGUGACGUCUUCCAUCAGCCCGUUGUCUGGUAAAUAUGUUCCCAACAGACUCAAAGCACUAUAUUACGGACCCGACGUGGUUAAGUCUCACUUGCUGUCCUGCCUACCAACCGAAACAUCGAAGGCCUUCAUUGUUACGGGAAACUCUCUUGCAAACAAAACGCCUCUCAUCAAAGGGCUCGAAUCACUUUUGUCCAAGCACCAUGCCGGAACCUAUAGUGGAAUCACAGAGCACUCCCCCCAGACCCAAGUCGAAGAAGUCGCCUCUCGAUUAAACGAGGACCCGUCCAUCGACACAAUAAUCAGUGUAGGCGGCGGCUCACCAAUGGACAGUGCCAAAAACAUUACCUACGUCGUCCACGAAGCAACAGGGAGAUGGUUAUCCCACAUCACAAUCCCGACAACAUUAUCAGCAGGCGAAUGUACCCCAGGGGCAGGCUUCACCCGCGCAGACGGCGUCAAAGGCGUUCUUGUUAACCCCGCACUCUAUCCCGACUAUAUCCUCUACGACCCCAAGUUCGGAGUAUACACACCUCCACGCCUAUUCCUCUCAACGGGGAUACGGGCUUUAGACCACGCAGUUGAAAGCCAAUACCACCAGUCGGUGACAUACAUCCCAUCCAGGAUCAUGGCGUUGAGUGCUAUAACCGAGCUCUUCCGACUACUUCCUGAAUACGAGGCUAAUCCCAAAGACGAAGAUACCAUCACGGCGCUGUUCCUAGCUGCGUAUGCUUCUCUUGGGUUCUUUGGUCAGAAUAUGGGUAGGGGACUGGGGCUUUCUCAUCGGCUGGGAUAUGCGUUGGGUUCGCCUUAUGGGAUUCCUCAUGGAAUCACCUCGUGUAUAACCCUGGGACAUGUGGUGAAGCUACAAGCGAGACAGGAUGAGAAGAGCGCGGGUGAGAUUGCGGCGAUUUUGCCGUAUAUUGGAGAAAAACGGUCUGGAAAUGAUGUGGAAGAUAGUGAUUUGGUAGGAAAUCGGAUUUUGGGACUGGUGCAGCAGAUUGGACUAAAGACUGAUCUGACUAUUAAGGGCGUUGGGAAAAAUCAGGUGGAUGUCAUUUGUGCUCGCGCAACGAGACUAGAGGUGGGAGAAAAAACCAUCGAGGAACCGAGGUUUUAUAACUCGGCUUCGGGUAUCAUAAGCUCUGCUGCGAAAAUAUCGGCUGAGGCUCUGAAGGAUUGGUAG